Molecule: messenger RNA, 366 nt
Organism: Hydatigera taeniaeformis
Lineage: Eukaryota; Metazoa; Platyhelminthes; Cestoda; Cyclophyllidea; Taeniidae
Source: the annotation of a GenBank genome assembly
AUGGAACUACUACGACUGGAGUUGUCAUUGAAAGCAUGCAACUAUGACUUCAUCAAUGUCUACAGUGGACCGCAGCACAAUCAGCAGAAGAUUGGGACAUUUUGUGGCAACACGCUCCCAGCUCCAAUCACUUCUCAUACGAACGAAUUAAAUAUUGAAUUUUACACUGACGGCUCUGUUCAGCGAACUGGAUUCAGGGCUGUCUUCUUCACGGACCUUGAUGAAUGUGCGGAUAAUAAUGGCGGCUGUCAACACAUUUGUCGAAAUACCAUCGGAUCAUACUACUGUGAGUGCAGACCAGGCUACAAGGUGUAUGGCAGAUUCAACUGCAAGGAAAGUGAGUACUCCCGCUUUGUCCUUUUCUGA